AUGGACCAGCAACUUCUCUCACAAUCACUCAUUGACUUGAAUCGGCCAAGCAGCACGCCGUCACGGACAAUCAUGCGCGUCAAGCUUAGUAAUUGCUUUUGCAUUUGGAACUUGUAUGAUGGCUACGACUGGCAACGAACGCGAGAGGAAAUCAACCAAGCAGUGCAAGGUGCUAUCGCCAAAGCACAAGCUGAACCAGCAGAGGAAGAAGACGAAGAUGAGCCUGAAGAGGUUGGCGAUUUGCUCUUCAACUCCAUCUACCUGGCCUUGCCACGAGGAGCAACAUCCGAAGACGUCACGGCAGCCAUCAAUAUGGAAUUAGCGCAAGCCAGCAGCGAUACAGCCAGCCAAGCCACAACAGUCGUGCAAACAACCACAGUUCAGCCACUCCUGCAACUUGGCCGGUCCAAGUCUCACAAGGUUCGCUUUGAGGUGAGUGGACUCAAUCUCGAUUUUGCACUCAUGGAUGCGGCAGAGGGCGAAGUUCUCAAUCACAUGACGCUCGCCGUCUCGGAGCUAGAGAUUUUUGACAAUCUGGCCACAUCUACCUGGCGAAAGUUUCUAACGGCACUACGAGCGAAGGAUGGCAGCGAUCGCACACAAGGCAGCAAGAUGCUUAUCCUAGAUUUGCUGACUGUACGGCCCGUCGCUGGUCUGGCUGCAGCGGAGGUCGUCAUCAAAGCAAACUUGUUGCCCCUGAGACUGCAUGUUGAUCAAGACACGCUCGAAUUCAUGACGCGCUUCUUUGAAUUCCGCGAUCAGCGCGUCGUCGAAAGUAGCUUGCCAGCGGAAGAGCUAUUCAUCCAACGCUUCGAGAUUAUGCCAUUCACAUUGCAGAUUGACUACAAACCAAAACGUGUCAACCUCAAGUCGCUGCGCAGUGGGCGCACAACAGAAUUCAAAAACUUUUUUAUUCUUGAAGACAGCUCCAUGGUCAUGCGGCAUGUCGUGCUGUAUGGCAUUUGUGGUCUUCCGCGCGUGUUUGAGCUGCUCGAGGAAAUUUGGCUCGCGCACAUCAAGUCCAACCAGCUAGGCUCUGUCCUGGCAGGUGUCUCUGCUAUUCGUUCACUUGCUCAAUUUGGCGGCAGCCUCAAGAAGCUUGUUACGGUGCCUGUUCAAGAGUACCGACGAGACGGACAAAUUGUGCGUGGCGUACAAAAGGGUAUCGUAGCAUUUGCGAGGUCCACUGGAACCGAGGCCGUCCGCUUAGGCGCUAAGCUAGCAGUUGGGACACAAGGGCUGCUCGAACAAGCUGAAGGAUACUUUGUCGAACCAUCUGGACAAGCAGAAGCACCCGUCAGCAUGUACGCCAAUCAGCCAAAGAACCUGAGGCAAGGCGUCUCUCAAGCUAUCAGUGGCAUGUCGCGCAAUGUGGCCACUGCACGCACGGCACUCGCUGCAUUACCGCGCGAAAUUGAGGAGGAGGAAGAUGCUCGGGGUGCUGUCCGCGCCGCAGCACGCAGUGUACCGAUUGCCGUGAUUCGACCACUCAUUGGUACGACCGAGGCCAUCUCGAAGACGUUGCUUGGCCUGCGGAAUACCAUGAAUCCCGGCCAGCAAAAGCUGAAUGAGGAUAAAUACAAGUGA
Molecule: messenger RNA, 1587 nt
Organism: Protomyces lactucae-debilis
Lineage: Eukaryota; Fungi; Ascomycota; Taphrinomycetes; Taphrinales; Protomycetaceae
Product: ATG C terminal domain-containing protein
Exons: 1
Coding region: 1-1587 (528 amino acids)
Biological process (GO): reticulophagy; piecemeal microautophagy of the nucleus; autophagosome assembly
Cellular component (GO): phagophore assembly site; extrinsic component of membrane
Molecular function (GO): phosphatidylinositol-3-phosphate binding
Source: RefSeq, a predicted model, not a curated record